Molecule: messenger RNA, 3588 nt
Organism: Sabethes cyaneus
Lineage: Eukaryota; Metazoa; Arthropoda; Insecta; Diptera; Culicidae
Exons: 13
Coding region: 1-3588 (1195 amino acids)
Molecular function (GO): calcium ion binding
Source: RefSeq, a predicted model, not a curated record
AUGCCAGCCAGCAGCAUGGUGAACCAAGCACCGCCCGGCGAUGGAAUUCUUCCGACUGAUUGGCCAACCCGGAUGCUGCACUGCCGGACUCGGGAAUCCCCGGGGCGCUUUCGUUGCGAGAUAGACAAUUUCGAACUAUGCUUUUGUGGUUUCCUGUUGGAACCUACUAUACGUACUGGUGCUGGUCUGAUGCACAGUAGUUUGUCGUUCUAUCGCUCCCGUUCGAUACUGUACGGCUGGCUGAUUGCCGGUGCUGACGAUGUGGAAUGCCGUGCAGACAGUAAUGAUCAUCAAUUAUCAUCAUCCAUAUCGCCCGGUGGGUUGGACCCGGGCAGUCAAGGAUUUGCCAGAAGCAGUAUAAGUAGUAGUAAUAGAACAAGUGCUCCACGAAGCCAAAGUUGGCAGCAGCAGCAGCAGCAGCCGCAGCAACAUGUAGUCGGAGAGGGAAAAUUAAUUGACAAUAAACUGCGGGACAAACUACUUUCCUUCGUCGAACGCCGGUCGGACCGAGCGGUGCUUCGGAGAAGCAAGCGGGACGAUCUUUCCAGCACAGAUGAGAUAAAUAACUAUUACGCUAAGAGAAUAAGUGAUGUGGCAGCAAUGGCAUCAGUGCAAGGGGAAGAUAUUCCACGCAUCACCGAGGUGGUCCUUCCCGCUAGCAACCUAAGCGACGAACGAAUCCGAGAGGAGAACGAACUGCUUGAGCAUCUGAACCGAGAGCCAUUCCCGGACAGCCACACUAGCCCUACAUCCGCCGGUGGCGUCAGAAAGAACCACCCGGGCAGUGGCAAAAAAGGUCGCCGGAGAAAAGGGCACAAGAAGAAAAUCAAACGGAUAAAACCCACCGUGGAGCAUCGUCGCGCGGGCAGCCCAACAGUGGGAGCCGGGAGUGCACGUACGGGGCAGAUAAAUUCUUUGCUAACCAGCGAAACCAAAUUAUCAUUAAACGAAUCUGUGCAACAGAGCAAGGCCCGUGGAGGGAGAAAACACAAACAGAAGCAACCGGGAGGAGGAGGAGGCAAGCGAACUUCACAAACGAGCUCGCCGGCUAGGGAGGGGCCAGGUGAAUCGCAAACCUUGGCUAAAUCCUCCGACAGGCGAGGGCUCGAGAAAUGGGACAGGAAGGCCGGCCGGGAUCUCAUCGUAUUAAAAAGUGAUGAUAUUUACGAUAAAAAUAUGCAAAUGGCAGUUCAAAAGGAUGCCACCGAAGACGAGACAAUACUGCUGGCAGACGUGGUUGACAGUUGGAGUAGCAGCAGCAGCAGCCAGCAGCCAACGGAGCAGCAGUUGGAACGACCUGGACGGAAUGAACCACCGCCACCGCCGGCAGGAUAUCGGGAGGCACCGAAAGAACGACGACAAAAAGCGCAGAAAAAACAGCAAAAUCAAUUGAAAAGAUAUAAAAAAGGGGACCAGUUGCUGAGCCCGGCUUCGAACAUACUAACACUGCAGCAACUUCCGCCGGCUCCGGCGACCGAUCCGAGUGCGGCCGUGAGCUCGGUGACGGUCGUCAGCUCGGCGGAGGACAUGCACCGGACGGAAGCCGUAUCAUUGCAGCGCGUCAUCAUUGCCGGGGAUCUGUCGUGCAUGAAGGAUGACUUUAUACCAGCGCCAGCCAUACCGAAUGCCGACAUCAAGUAUCUGAGAAACGACUUGUAUGGAUUGGAGCACUCCUUCCUGGAGGCAGAGUACCAUUGUCGCGUCGGUUACGAGCGCCGUCAGCCGGGACCAGCCGGGAGGAGUGAAAACAACGAUUCGAAUCUGAUCUGCCGAAAAUCCCGCUGGAUCGGUAAGCGGCCGUCCUGUGUGCGGAUCAAACCGGCUGCGACAGUAACGGCGACCAGCGGAAGCGAUGGCACAUCGCCCCUUCCGGGGGGAACCACUCAGCAGCACGGCAAUAAGUUAUGCGGCAGGCAGCACAACUGCCAGCAAGCGUGCCACAUGCGGAAGGACAACGACUCUCGCGUGUGCUCCUGCUUCAAGGGAUUUAAGAUGGUUGAUGGGCGGUGCGUCGAUAUCAAUGAGUGCACCGAGUACGGUGAAGACAUUUGCGAAUACGGAUGCUCGAACACUGUUGGCUCGUUUAUCUGCAAAUGCCCGAAGGGAUUGCGUGUUACCGACAAUAACAAAUGCAUGGACGUAAACGAGUGCCUGCUGCGGAACGGUCACGGACCCUGCCAGGAUACGUGUAUCAACACUUGGAGUGGCUAUCGGUGCAGCUGUGCCGGUCUGCCGGGGACACGGCUGGCGCAGGAUGGCCACAGCUGCGAGGAUAUCGACGAAUGUACGGUCAACAACGGCGGCUGUUCGCACACCUGCCUGAACACGCUCGGGCGGGCAUUCUGCGUGUGUCCCGCCGGGUACAUGCUGGACGACGACUGGAAAACCUGCAUCGACAUUGACGAAUGUUCGAAUCAGAAAUCGAUUAGGCAGGAAUUUCGAUGCCAGGGAAGCUGCAUUAAUACGGUCGGCUCGUACCGGUGUCUGGAGCCGGAGGACGAACUGGACGCGAGGGACGGUCCCGGUCUGCCGGUUGGCAGCCAGCUGCUGCUACUGCCCAAGCAAUCGGAUGAACUGGACGACGGAAGCGAUGACACGCUGUGUCCUUCCGGGUACUAUUUCAAUACGACAAUGGGCGACUGUCAAGAUACGAACGAGUGCAGCAGUGACAAUGCCGGUUGUCAGCAUCACUGUAUAAACAGCGACGGCAGUUACUACUGCUCGUGUAAAUAUGGCUUCAAACUGGAUCCGGACAAGCACGGCUGCCUAGUAUUGAACGACUCGCUGAAGCUGGCCGACGUGGCCUGCCCGCCGCUGUUUCCGCCCCGCCACGGCUAUCUGGAGUGCAGCAGACCGAUUGACGAGAUCUCCGACGGACCGAACGGCGGCCGGCUGAAGAUCAUCAACCGACCCGGAAGUCAGUGUAUACUGAAAUGUCCGACCGGCUACCGGCUGGAGGGAAAGUAUUCCAAGAUUUGCGGUACCACCGGCGAGUGGAUUGGCGACGAGAGUGGAAGCUGUAUACGAUUUCCUCAACCGAGGUUGACCUGUCCUACCAGCGUGAACGUGGAACUGCAUCCGAACGAAACGGACACGACGGCGGUGAAGCUGCGCCGACCGAAGACCGACGUCAGCUGGGAGCGCGACAUCGUGGCCGAACCGCUCUGGGCCAAGAAGGACACCCUACUGCUGCCGCUGGGGUCGAUCAACAUCAGCUACACUGCCAAGCAUCCGGUUUCCAAGCUCACCACCAGCUGCACGUUUGCGGUCCAUGUGAUAGCUGGUCGACCUCCGACGGUGGAUUUCUGUCCGGAUACGCAAAUCUACACCAUCGAGGGUCGCCACGAGAGCGUUAAGGCCACCUGGGAGGAGCCGAUCUUCUCGGACAAUGUCGGUGUCGUCACCAUCACCAAGUCCAACAGCCCCGGUACGGACUUCGGUGCCGGCAGCCAUCUCAUAACCUACGAGGCCCACGACGGUGCCGAGUGGAGCUCGAAGUGUGUCUUCAAAAUCGUGGUCAACGUGAGCAAGCGCAAGGACGUUCAGCAUUACCAGCUUCCGAUCCUGUACAAUCGGUUUUACUUUUAA